This is a messenger RNA of Prorocentrum cordatum, 1252 nucleotides long. NCBI's taxonomy places the organism in Eukaryota, Dinophyceae, Prorocentrales, Prorocentraceae. The record is from the annotation of a GenBank genome assembly.
AGCCGCUUCAGUCUGCUGCAGCCCAGCCGCGCCCGCCGCGGCUCCAGGACGCGCUCCAGCCAUGGCGCGUGGACGCCCGACUGUCGCCCUGGCAGCCGUGGUGGCGUCCGCCUGGAUCUCCGCCCAGCUCGCUGCCUCGCCCGCGCUCGGCUUCGCCACCCCCGUGGCGGCGAGAUCCCGGCUGCCGGCGCCGGCCGCGCCGGCGCGGGGCCCCGCGCACGGCAGUGGAGCUGCCGCCGCUGGUGGCUCCUCGGCCGGCGCAGCGGCCGCAGGGGAGCCGCGGGGGCCCAGCGCCAUCGCGGGCGCCCUGGCGGCGGCCGCCGCCCUGCUCGUCGGCAUCUGCGCGGGGGCGUCGCCCUCGCAGGCCUUCUUCGGCAUGGGCAAGUCAGGCGAGAUCAUAGGGGAGUUCCAAGCCUCCGGGAUGAUCUUCAAGGACACCCUGGACGUGGAGCGGAUCACCGAUCCUAAGGUCAAGGGCGUCACGAUCUACCAGACGGACUUCUCCAAGUCGGCCCUGGACAAGGCCAUGGCGGGCAACCUCCUGCAGUCCGAUUCGGGGGCCUCGGGCCUGGCGUGCAUCGCCGACGGCCCCGUUCUCAUCUCCAGGGACCUGGUCAAGGACAAGGCGGGCGAGGAGAUCUUCAGCGAAGACAAAGGCAUCGGCAAGAAGCUCAAGGUCAGGCGCGUCUAUGACGAGACCUCCAAGAAUCUCGUCUACGUGGUCUUCACGGAGCGUUUCAUGAAGUCCGACAAUGACAACGGGAGCCGAUUCAAGAGCGUAGCCUGUGCCGUCCACGUGACUGGGGAGCAGUGAGGCCCCUCUCUCACCCCGUCUCAUCUCCCGCCUUCCCCCCCCCCUUUUACCCCCUUCUCAUCAUCUCUCAUCCCCCAUCCCUCAUGCAUCCUCCCCCUCUCCCUCUCCCCUCCUCGCUCCUCCAUCGUAGCAUCCAUGCGCUGUUCCGCCGGUGUCAGGACAUUGAUUUUCUCGGGUCGACCCGUAGAGACAGGUGUAAAGACGCUACCAGCACGGCUGCUAACCAUGUCGAGCGUAGCAGAAACGGUGGCCACGAUGACGCUGACCUCAUCUUCCCCACGGUGGUGCAUUGCCGUCCUCUCCCGGCGGGGCCUGCCUGGCGGCGCCCACAGUCAGUCGUCGGCACGCAUCGGGAGCGUCCGCGCGCAGGCUGCGGGAGCUGUGCUGCCAGAGCAGGGGGACGAGGGACGCGGCACGCGUGCUGAGCACGAGCCUUGC